Messenger RNA from Diversispora eburnea, 903 nucleotides. The record is from the annotation of a GenBank genome assembly. NCBI's taxonomy places the organism in Eukaryota, Fungi, Glomeromycota, Glomeromycetes, Diversisporales, Diversisporaceae.
AUGCCUUUCAAAAAAAAUAAACAAUCCUUUCGGCAAAAGUUUGGUGGAACUUAUCCCUCUUUUUCUUCUUUAUUAAGAUUUCCAAAUGAAAUUUUGUCUAUAAUAUUUGAGGAAAUUGAUGAUAUCCCAACAUUAAUAAAUUUAAGUAGUUUAUGUAAAAGAUUCAAACUUAUUGCAAAUAAUUGCCUCAAAAAAUUAUUCCGGAAUAAAAAUGUUAGAUUACAAUUUUAUUUCGAACAAGAACAUAAAUUAAAUUUUGAUAUGGAUUUCUUUUUUGAACAAAUGGAUGAAAAAACGGGAAAUUUCAUUUUUCAACCUAAACAAAUGAAACAACUUAAAUUUUAUAGUGAUCAAUUUAUUAGAAACCCCACACUUUGGCAAAUGAUCUUUAAUAUAUCAGAUAAUGAGGAUGAUGAAAAUAAUAAUAAAUUCCCUAAAUUAAAUAAUCCAAAUUAUCCUUUUAAUUAUAAUUUAUUACAAAAAUCUUGUAAAUUGUCCAUAAAAACUCCAAACAGUACAUGUCGAAAAAUCAAAGAAGUUUAUCGAGUAGGAGAUGGGACAACACAUUUGAAAGUUCCUUAUAAAUUUUCUUACUUAACCGAAAAUCCACCUGCUUCAUCAUCACCCGAAAAAAUACGAGAAAGAUGGAUUGUACCUUUGUCAUUUGAAUGUCCCACAAGUUUCUUUUAUCCCAACUCAACGAAGUUACAUAGAAUUGUGAAUUCCAUAAUGACGAAUACCAAAAAUAGAUCACCAAUAAAACGUCAAAAGACCAUCAUAGAAGAACAUAAUAUUACUUCACCAUUAAAUGUAGAAAUGGGUGCACCCAUAAUAAUACAAAGACCUGAAAUUAAAGAAAAAAAAUCAUUCAAAUUUAAAUGGAGUCGUGGAGUAAGAAGUUAG